Messenger RNA from Lodderomyces orthopsilosis Co 90-125, 1677 nucleotides. RefSeq names its product dolichyl-P-Glc:Man(9)GlcNAc(2)-PP-dolichol alpha-1,3-glucosyltransferase (gene ALG6). The record is from RefSeq and is a predicted model, not a curated record. Gene Ontology annotation, cellular component: endoplasmic reticulum membrane. Gene Ontology annotation, biological process: protein N-linked glycosylation. Bases 1 to 1677 code for a protein of 558 amino acids. Gene Ontology annotation, molecular function: dolichyl pyrophosphate Man9GlcNAc2 alpha-1,3-glucosyltransferase activity. NCBI's taxonomy places the organism in Eukaryota, Fungi, Ascomycota, Pichiomycetes, Serinales, Debaryomycetaceae. The transcript has a single exon.
AUGGCCAAAACUAAGAAGAAAUUAGGCAAACAAGAGAAUAAGCCUACUCAAUCUACUAAUGUCGAACCCAGGCCACUUAAAUCUAAGUCAACUGCACCGACUACUCAUGCGAAAAGUAUAUUCACCAACUCACCAGUCUAUGACUUAUUGCAUUAUUUUGAAAAAGCACCCGACCAAUGGGCAGCAAGAUACAUCCUCAUCUUAAGUUCGAUUAUACUACGAACUGCAGUGGGUCUAGGUGGUCACUCAGGCUACAAAACCCCACCAAUGCAUGGUGACUUUGAAGCACAACGACAUUGGAUGGAACUAACAAUCAACUUACCAACUUCUCGUUGGUAUUUUUUUGAUCUUCAAUAUUGGGGAUUGGACUAUCCACCACUAACUGCUUAUCAUAGCUGGAUAUUGGGUAAAAUUGGCUCAACUAUCAAUUUCAAUUGGUUUGCAUUGAAUUCUUCACAUGGAUUGGAAACUGAUGAUUUAAGGUUUUUUAUGAGAGUUACUAGUAUUAUUAGUGAAUUGAUUUGUUAUAUUCCCGGAAUCUUAUUAUUAGCCAAUAUAUUUGGCAAAAAGUUUAAUCUAAGUCGAAUGGAUCAAAUAAUAUUUGCCUUGAUUAUUUUAACUCAACCACAUUUAGUGUUAAUUGAUCAUGGACAUUUUCAAUAUAAUUCUGUCAUGUUGGGUUGCUUUAUUUAUGCAAUUAUCGAAUUGGUGCAAAACCACUUGGUGAUGGCUAGUAUAUGGUUUGUUAGUUGUAUCAAUUUCAAACAAAUGGGAUUAUACUAUUCAGUAUUUAUCUUUUUCUACAUAUUGAGUCAAUUGGAAAACUUUAAAGAUUUGGUAUCGGUGGGAUUGUCGGUCAUUGUCACUCAAUUCAUUUACUUACUUCCCUUUGCCUCCAAUUGGAAAACAACUUUACCACAAAUUGUUCAUCGUAUAUUCCCAUUCAAUAGGGGUCUAUUCGAAGACAAAGUUGCUAAUUUCUGGUGUACAACCAAUGUGUUGGUCAAAUAUCGAGAUUUAGUUUCGUCAUCACAACUUUCCCAAUUGGCAUUAGCAGCUACAUUAUUAUCGAUUAUUCCAAUUAAUGUCUACAUUUUCUACAAAUUGAAAAGUACAUCAUCAGCCAAUAACAGAAGCUACAAUGACAGCUACAAUGACAGCAACAAUAACAACAACAACAACAACGACAGCGACAGCGACAAAAGACGUAUAUCGGCAAUGUUGUAUGGAUUUGCCUACAAUGCUUUAUCAUUUUAUUUAUUUUCUUAUCAAGUUCAUGAAAAGUCGAUUCUACUUCCCUUGUGUCCAAUUUUACUACUUCUUUUAAUUAAUCCUCACGAUAUCACCGUCAUACAAUGGAUCAAUAAUGUGGCAACUUUCAGUUUAUAUCCAUUACUUAAAAAGGAUGAUUUGAUAUUACAAUAUUUUGUAACAUCCAUACUAAUCAAUUGGUUAAUUGGGUUCAAGCAUGUUAUUCCUUCAUUUAAAUCUUUCAAUUUGAACAAUUUGGUGAUUUGGAUAACUUAUAUUGCGAUGAUUGUUUAUCAUUUUGUUGAUUUCACCUUUGAUCCACCAGCAAAGUAUCCUGACUUGUGGGUAAUUUUGAAUAUUGCCAUUUCGUUUGCUGCUUUUGGGUAUACCUGGCUAUGGUUAAUAUAUAAAAUAGUCAAAUUGUAA